CCGGGAAGAUGGCUGCGCCCUCUUACAUGUGGUAGCCGCCGGCCCAAAAUAGGGCCGGUUGCCCAGGAGGGAAGAGGCUAUGAAGCGCAAGACCGGCCCGGGCCGCCAUGGCGGCGCGAUGAAACGAUUGCGGCUGGCAGUGGAGGAGUUCGUGCACUCGGCCGCCGGGGACAAGAGCCCCGGCGGCGGGGAGGACUCUGGCCACACCGAGCGGCCGCAGACCGCCCCGCGCCUCGGUGGAAAGAAGCGCCGCAAGGAGCUGAAGAAGGAGAAGCGACACCUGAGGAAAGCCCGUCGGCUACAGCGGACCGGGGGGCCGGUCAGGUCUCCGGGAGCAGCCCAGGAGCGGUCGGGGGAGAACAAGAAGCCGGCAGGCACGGCUCCGGCCUCGGCCCCUGGGAAGCCGCCGCCGCCGCCACAGCAGCAACAGAAGCAGAGACCACCGCAGCCGAAGUCCUCGCUGCCCCCGGACGGCCUCCAACGCAGGCCCACUAAGGCCCAGGCCCGGGGACCCGGCGCCGCCGCCAUCGCUGCUCGGAAACGGGCGCUUUUGGCGGCCAACGAGGAAGAGGAUCGCGAGAUCCGUAAGCUGGAGCGCCGUCUGGGCCUGAGUAAGCGCCGCCAAAAGAAGAAGGGCGAUGGCGACGGCGGCUCGACCACAGCUACGCUGCCCUCCAGCUUCGCCCGAGACGGCCUGGACUACAUCCUUGGAGCGCUGGAAGCGGGCGGCGGCUCCGCCCUUUACGAGGAAGGGGACGAUGAGGAGGAAAGGGAGUCACCGCAGUCCCGAGGGAGCAUCCUGGACGUGGACGCGGGAGAAGACUGGAGCAGUGACGAGGACGAAGAGGAGGAUGUUCUGGAAGAGGAUCUCCAAGAAGAGAAGGAGAAGGAGGAGGACGCAGACCUGCAGGUAGAGGCCAAAAAGGAAAAAAAGAAGGAAAGGAAGAGAGUGCGUUUUGCAGAUGAGAAAAGUGGAGAUUCCUCCUCUGAAGAUGAAAAAACCACCAAUGAGGUGCAUUGUAAAAGUACAAAGUAUAUUCCACCUCAUGUGAGAAGAUCUGAGGAAGCAGUGGAUGCCAAAAAGAAGGAAGAACUAGAAAGGUUAAAGAAAAAUGUGAAAGGUCUAAUUAACAGGUUGAGUGAACCCAAUAUGGCUUCUAUAAGUGGGCAACUGGAAGAGUUGUAUAUGGCAAACAGUAGAAAAGAUAUGAAUGAUACUUUGACAGACAUUCUUAUGAAUGCUUGUGUAACUGAAGCUGUGAUGCCUGCCAGACUGAUGAUGGAGCAUGUCCUUUUGGUUAGCAUUCUUCACCACACAGUAGGAAUUGAGGUUGGUGCUCACUUUUUGGAAGCUGUGGUGAAGAAAUUUGAUGAAUUACAUAAAACUGGUAGUGAGGGGAAAGAAUGUGACAACCUCUUUGCCAUAAUCGCCCAUCUAUAUAACUUUCACGUGGUACAAUCUCUACUCAUCUUUGACAUUCUCAAAAAGCUUAUUGGAACUUUCACAGAAAAGGACAUUGAACUUAUUCUACUCAUGCUGAAAAAUGUUGGGUUUUCCUUGAGAAAAGAUGAUGCUUUAUCUUUGAAGGAACUGAUCAGUGAAGCCCAGACCAAAGCCAGUGGAGUAGACAAGAAGUUCCAAGAUCAGACUAGGAUUCGAUUCAUGCUUGAGACCAUGUUGGCACUCAAAAAUAAUGAUAUGCGCAAGAUUCCAGGCUAUGACCCUGAACCUGUGGAGAAACUAAGAAAACUACAGAGAACUUUGAUUCGAAACAGUGGUUUUGGUAAAGAAACGCAACUUCGGGUCUCUUGGGAAAGCCUUUUGAAUGCAGAGCAGAUUGGACGAUGGUGGAUUGUAGGAUCGUCCUGGAGUGGAGCUCCAAUGAUUGACAGCAACAGUAACAGCCAGCAGAAACAACAUACAGGGAAGGUUAGUUCAAAGAUACUAGAGCUUGCCCGAAAGCAGAGAAUGAACACUGACAUCAGAAGAAAUAUUUUUUGUACAUUAAUGAUUAGUGAAGAUUUUUUGGAUGCAUUUGAAAAGCUUCUAAAGCUUGGACUGAAGGAUCAGCAAGAAAGAGAGAUAGUUCAUGUUCUUAUAGAUUGUUGCCUACAAGAGAAAACAUAUAAUCCUUUUUAUGCAUAUUUGGCUAGCAAAUUUUGUGAAUACGAAAGGAGAUUUCAAAUGACAUUCCAGUUCAGCAUAUGGGACAAAUUUCGGGAUUUAGAAAAUUUAUCAGCUACGACGUUUUCUAAUUUUGUACAAUUGGUGGCCCAUUUACUGAAGAAAAAAUCACUUUCACUUUCCAUCUUUAAGGUAAUUGAAUUCAGUGAACUGAACAAACCCAAAGUGCACUUUUUACGGAAAAUAUUAUAUAUGCUAUUAAUGGAAACAGAAAUUGAAGAACUUACUAUAAUUUUUGGCAGAGUAUCUGACAACCCAAAGCUUGGAAUGUUGCGGGAAGGUUUGAAGCUUUUUAUUAGCCACUUCUUACUGAGGAAUGCACAGGCCCAGCAAAGUGCUGAAGAAGCCAAUGCCCUUAGAGAAAGAGCUGAUCUUGCAACAAAAUCUUUGCAAGGAAAACCAUCCUUAAAAAUGUAGUGUUGGGGGAAACAGCUACAUGAUCAGAAUGAGUUUAUAAAACCAGAGAAUCUGUGGGCUUAAAGAGCCAAUUUUUCUAGGUAUGAGAACUCUUGGGUGAAAAUUUGAAAGAAUAUUUUUAUAUAUCCUUAUUGUUUGUAUAUAAAGUAUAUUGGGUAUAAUUUAUACAGUUUUUAUAUAGAAAAUAGUUUUCUAUUGCUGGAUGUAAAGGGACCUUGAAACAAAUUAAGAGUAUACCACUAGAUGGUGCAAUAAUCAUGAGAAAAUUCGA
Gracilinanus agilis (Agile Gracile Mouse Opossum) is the source of this 2873-nucleotide messenger RNA. RefSeq names its product nucleolar protein with MIF4G domain 1 (gene NOM1). Gene Ontology annotation, molecular function: protein binding; RNA binding. NCBI's taxonomy places the organism in Eukaryota, Metazoa, Chordata, Mammalia, Didelphimorphia, Didelphidae. Gene Ontology annotation, biological process: ribosomal small subunit biogenesis. The transcript has 11 exons. The record is from RefSeq and is a predicted model, not a curated record. Gene Ontology annotation, cellular component: nucleolus. Bases 80 to 2602 code for a protein of 840 amino acids.